AUGGCAGCGCGAAAACUGAGGCCAUAUUUCUUGGAACACCCUAUUGAGGUCCUCACCAACUCUCCAUUGAGGCAAAUACUACAAAGACCCGACACUUCAGGUGGGAUGAAAGAAACCCCAUGGAAACUUUAUGUUGACGGUUCAUCCACUAGAGAACGAUCUGGGGUAGGCGUCGUAUUAAUCAGCCCUGAACAUCGCAUAUUCUGCGAAACCUUGCCAUUUAACUUUAAAGCCUCGAACAAUGAGGCUGAGUAUGAAGCUCUCAUUGCCGGAGCAAGGAUGGCAUCAGGGUUAGGGAUCUCCGAUCUAAUUAUACACUGCGACUCCCAACUAAUCGUGAAUCAGAAUGGUCACAUCGACGCAUUGGCCCGCCUAGAUACCAGUGAGGGAAUCGAAGAGUUCGAUAGCAUCCUCGUGGGAAAAAUAUCUCUACCGUCCACCGAGCUGGCCGAAGCGGUCCUUAUGAUGAUAGACCCCAAACCAACCUGGCAAGACAAGAUCAUCGCCUACCUAAAAAUUGGGAAAUGUCCCGAAAGCUCUACAAAGGCUAGAAAGCUUCGAAUCAGGUCGGCCAGGUACACACUCAUGUAUGAUGUACUAUACAAACAAGGAUAUUCUACACCUUUGUUAAAAUGUUUGAACGAAGAAGCUCAGCACGCUCUGCAAGACAUUCAUGAAGGAAUAUGUGGAAACCAUUCAGGUGGGCUCUCAUUAGCCCACAAGAUCAUGCGACAAGUACCAGCGCCUCGCUCCCAUCAUAAAUACUCCACCACACGAACUGAACCCAGUAACAAUACCUUAGCCCUUUGCAAAAUGGGGGACCGACCUAAUUGGACCUAUGCCCAUUGGAAAAAGAGGUUCGGCAUACCUCACUCCAUUGUUACGGACAAUGGAAAACAGUUCGACAACGCACAAAUUUCAGAUUUCUGUGAAGAGUUCGGUAUCAAGAAACAUUUCUCAACGCCGAACCAUCCACAGGCAAAUGGCCAAGUCGAAGCCAUUAACAAGAUUAUUAAGCAGACAUUGAAAGCAAAACUCGACUUGUUUAAAGGAGGAUGA
Messenger RNA from Olea europaea var. sylvestris, 1059 nucleotides. RefSeq lists its product as uncharacterized. NCBI's taxonomy places the organism in Eukaryota, Viridiplantae, Streptophyta, Magnoliopsida, Lamiales, Oleaceae. The coding region runs from base 1 to 1059 and encodes 352 amino acids. The transcript is spliced from 5 exons. The record is from RefSeq and is a predicted model, not a curated record. Gene Ontology annotation, biological process: DNA integration. Gene Ontology annotation, molecular function: nucleic acid binding; RNA-DNA hybrid ribonuclease activity.